Molecule: messenger RNA, 5294 nt
Organism: Pteronotus mesoamericanus
Lineage: Eukaryota; Metazoa; Chordata; Mammalia; Chiroptera; Mormoopidae
Gene: PTPN21
Product: protein tyrosine phosphatase non-receptor type 21
Exons: 19
Coding region: 507-4037 (1176 amino acids)
Biological process (GO): protein dephosphorylation
Cellular component (GO): cytoskeleton
Molecular function (GO): protein tyrosine phosphatase activity
Source: RefSeq, a predicted model, not a curated record
GGCCGCUCCGCUGCUCCGGUCGCGCGUCCCGAGCCCGUCGGCCGGUCUUCCUGCCGCCCCGCGCUUUCUUUGUGCGCCGCUCCUCGCCGGCGGGUCCCACCUCCGGGCGGUUCCCCUCGCCUCGGCCGCCGCCGGGCUUGCCCAGGGGAAUGGUCUGCGGGCCGAGUGCGGGGAGACAGGAAGUGUGGCUAACGAGCCCCAUGAGCGCGCCGCGGUGCGGGCGCGGCUGCGGCGGCCGCGCGGCGGGGUCCCGGGAGGCGGGCCGCUGAGCGGGGCGCGCGGCCCGGAGGAUGCGGGAGCCGGAGCAGCCCUGGCGUGGAUGCUCCCUUCACCUGGCCUUUGGAGACUCAGUUGCGUUUUAAUGGCGGCGGCAGCUGCUGGGUGAGCAGCCCGAGACUGUGCAGCACCCCUCCGGGCAGGAGGGGAUCGCCCUCCUCCUCCGGCACCCGCCCUGCAUUGGUGGCGGUGCUUUUCCCUCGUUACCCCUUCACCCUUGAAGAGAGAAGAUGCCGCUGCCAUUUGGAUUGAAACUAAAACGCACCCGGCGCUACACUGUGUCCAGCAAGAGCUGCCUGGUUGCCCGGAUCCAGCUGCUCAACAACGAGUUUGUGGAGUUCACGCUGUCAGUGGAGAGCACCGGUCAGGAGAGCCUGGAGGCCGUGGCCCAGAGGCUGGAGCUCCGGGAGAUCACUUACUUCAGCCUCUGGUACUACAACAAGCAAAACCAGCGCCGGUGGGUAGAUUUAGAAAAACCUCUGAAGAAGCAGCUGGAUAAAUACGCCUUGGAACCUACUGUCUAUCUCGGAGUGGUGUUUUAUGUGCCUUCAGUCUCACAGCUGCAGCAGGAGAUUACCAGGUAUCAGUAUUAUCUGCAGCUGAAGAAAGAUAUCUUGGAAGGAAACAUUCCUUGUACAUUAGAACAAGCAAUUCAGCUAGCAGGCUUAGCUGUUCAAGCUGAUUUUGGUGACUUUGAUCAGUAUGAAUCCCAGGACUUCCUUCAGAAAUUUGCCUUAUUUCCUGUGGGGUGGUUACAAGAUGAAAAAGUAUUGGAAGAAGCAACCCAAAAGGUGGCUUUACUGCAUCAGAAAUACAGAGGACUCCCAGCUCCUGAUGCUGAAAUGCUGUACAUGCAGGAGGUGGAGAGGAUGGAAGGCUACGGGGAAGAGAGCUACCCUGCGAAGGACAGCCAAGGCAGCGACAUAGCCGUGGGCGCGUGUCUGGAAGGGAUCUUUGUGAAGCACAAGAAUGGAAGGCCUCCUGCGAUGUUUCGGUGGCACGAUAUUGCUAACAUGUCCCACAAUAAGUCCUUCUUCGCAUUAGAGCUGGCAAAUAAAGAGGAGACCAUCCAGUUUCAGACUGAAGACAUGGAAACAGCAAAAUACGUAUGGAGACUAUGUGUUGCGAGGCACAAAUUUUACAGACUCAAUCAGUGCAGCCUGCAAACUCAGACCGUCACAGUGAACCUGAUUAGGAGGAGGUCUUCUUCAAGGAUGUCUCUGCCUAAACCUCAGCCCUACGUGAUGCCUCCGCCGCCUCAGCUGCACUACAACGGGCAUUACACAGAACCGUACACUUCCUCUCAAGAUAACCUCUUUGUGACCAAUCAGAACGGAUACUAUUGUCACUCUCAGACAAGCUUGGAUCGAGCCCAGAUUGACCUCAACGGCCGCAUCCGGAAUGGCAGUGUCUACAGCGCACACAGCACUAACUCCUUAAAUAACCCGCAGCCCUACCUGCAGCCCUCGCCCAUGUCCUCUAACCCCAGUAUUACUGGCAGUGACGUCAUGAGACCCGACUAUGUCCCGUCCCAUCGGCACAGUGCGCUGAUACCCCCAUCUUACCGCCCAACCCCCGAUUACGAGACUGUGAUGAAGCAGCUCAACAGAGGCAUGGUGCACGCGGAGAGGCAGAGCCACUCGCUGAGAAACCUCAACAUCGGCAACUCCUACGCUUACAGCAGGCCCGACGCUCUGGUCUACAGCCAGCCUGAAAUCCGGGAGCACGCCCAUUUUAACUCUCCCCAGUCGGCCCACUAUCCGUUCAACCUGAAUUACAGUUUCCACAGCCAGUCUCCGUACCCCUACCCCACAGAGAGGCGGCCUGUGGUGGGUGCCGUCAGCGUGCCCGAGCUGACCAACGUGCAGCUCCAAGCCCAGGAUUACCCAGCUCCCAACAUCAUGAGGACUCAGGUGUAUCGGCCGCCGCCGCCCUACCCAUACCCGAGGCCGGCCAACAGCACCCCGGACCUGUCCCGCCACCUCUACAUCAGCAGCAGCAACCCGGAUCUCAUCACCAGGCGCGUCCAUCACUCGGUCCAGACGUUCCAAGAGGAUAGCCUGCCGGUGGCUCACUCCCUGCAGGAGGUCAGCGAGCCCCUCACCGUGGCUCGGCACGCCCACUUGCAGAAGAGGAACAGCAUCGAGAUCGCGGGGCUGACUCACAGCUUUGAAGGCAUAAGGCUCAAGGAGAGGACCAUGUCGGCCUCAGCCGCGGAUGUGGCCCCGCGGGCUAGCUCAGCGGGCUCCCAGCCAAAUGUUUUCCCUGAAAGAACAAAACGAGAGACGGCCGAGCAGGAAGGCCUGAGAUAUGGUCACAACAAAUCUCUUUCAGAUGCCACCAUGCUGAUACACAGCAGCGAAGAGGAGGAGGAUUUCGAGGAAGAAAACAAAGCACCGGCUGUGCUCUCCCCACGGGCACGGGAGCCCCGGGGCGGUUACUCCCAAGAGCCGCAGGCGGGCUACUCCUGUGCCUCCCUCGCUCCCGGCGUCGGCCCUCUGCACAUCCUUGAGCCCAAGUCCCACCUCGCAGAGGCCGAGAGGAGGGGGAGGGAGGGCAGCCCCGUGCACGUGCUAGUGGAGGCCCAGCGGCCCAGGAGGGACGGGCUGCUCACCCCCUCCAUGUCUGAGUCUGACCUCACCACGUCGGGGAGGUACCGGGCCAGGAGGGAUUCUCUGAAGAAGAGGCCCGUGUCCGACCUCCUCUCAGGAAAGAAGAACAUUGUUGAAGGCCUUCCGCCGCUAGGGGGUAUGAAAAAGAGCCGAGUAGAUGCCAAAAAAAUGGGUCCUCUCAAGUUGGCGGCCCUGAAUGGCCUCUCGCUGUCUCGCCUGCCUCUGCCCGACGAAGGGAAGGAAGUGUGUGCCAGAGCCACCAAUGACGAGAGGUGUAAAAUUCUGGAACAGCGGUUAGAACAGGGAAUGGUAUUCACAGAAUACGAAAGAAUUCUUAAAAAACGUCUGGUUAACGGCGAAUGCUCAACGGCACGACUCCCUGAAAAUGCAGAAAGAAAUCGAUUCCAAGAUGUGCUUCCCUAUGACGAUGCCAGAGUGGAGUUGGUCCCAACCAAAGAAAACAACACUGGUUAUAUCAACGCAUCACAUAUUAAGGUCUCUGUCAGCGGAAUUGAAUGGGACUAUAUCGCCACACAGGGGCCCUUACAGAACACGUGUCAGGACUUUUGGCAGAUGGUGUGGGAACAGGGAAUUGCGAUCAUAGCGAUGCUGACAGCAGAGGAGGAGGGCGGGAGGGAGAAGAGCUUUAGGUACUGGCCGCGACUGGGUUCCAGGCACAAUACUGUCACCUACGGAAGGUUUAAGAUCACAACCCGCUUCCGCACGGACUCCGGCUGCUACGCCACCACCGGCUUGAAGAUGAAGCACCUGCUCACGGGGCAGGAGCGGACGGUUUGGCACCUGCAGUACACAGACUGGCCCGAGCACGGCUGCCCGGAGGACCUCAAGGGCUUUUUAUCAUACCUUGAAGAGAUCCAGUCUGUUCGACGCCACACAAAUAGCACCAGUGAACCAAAAAGCCCCAACCCGCCGUUGCUGGUCCAUUGCAGUGCCGGGGUGGGAAGGACUGGUGUCGUCAUUUUGUCGGAGAUCAUGAUUGCCUGCCUGGAACACAAUGAGGUGCUAGACAUCCCAAGGGUGCUGGACAUGCUGAGGCAGCAGAGGAUGAUGCUGGUGCAGACCCUGGUCCAGUACACGUUCGUGUACAGAGUUCUCAUCCAGUUUCUGAAAAGCUCCAGGCUCAUAUAAGCUCCCACAGCGUCUGAAGGGGACCUGACCGUGUGAAGCGUUUACAGUAAGAAAAGGGCGCAGUGCCUAACUCACACUUCCCCCUCGACUCGCCCGCGCAGAACGCUGCGUGGUGAACAGGCGCCGUGGGAACGCGGUGCGCGGAGGAGUGUGCAGAGCACAGGCCGUGGGGACUUUCCACCCGGGAAGGUGCGGAAGGAGGAGGACUUGGUGCCGAGGGCUUGGCCCUGCUCCGGUCUGUCCGACGUGCAGCACUUGCACACAUCUUGGAGACUGCGUUUUCUAGACAAUUCUGUAUUUUACCGAAGCUCUGCUGGGCAACUCUGGCAAUCAUUAACAUGCAUAGAUUUCUAUCUAAAACAGGUUUUUGCUAAUGGAAUUUUUAUUUUAUGGCUAAACUGUUUGGGGUUUUCUUGUUGAGAAACUGAACUUUCCUUGAGGAUAAUCCACCAAUAUGAGUGGUUCCUUUGUAACUUUGUAUUUAAAACCAUGUUAUUAUCUUUUGAUAUUUUUUAAAAACCUUGGGUACUUAACAAUUUAGUUCUCAAAUCCAAACUACAAGACUCUAAAAGUGUUAUUUUGAAACAUUUAGAAGGCAUUUUUAUAUUCAGAAAAUUUUUUAUCCUAAAAAUUCUAUAUAUUUGUACCUUCUGUAUUUCCGAACAAGAGUUCAACUCAUUAAGGUACGGAAAUGAGUCAGUUAAGGGAAAGCUGGGCAUGAAGGCACAUUAUUUAAAAACGAGAGAGAAUAAUCGGAUUCACUUUUUUUCAGUAUUACUCAUGAACUUCAAUGAGUUUGAUUUUAUUGGUUGAAGAUGAAGUGAAAAACAAUGGCAUAGGGUGGGUUUAAGCACUUUUUUGUUAAAAAACAGUAAGUCUGAGUUUUAAUGUACGUGCUUUACAGAUGAAUCUGCGACAGCAACAGGGAAGUGCUUUGGAGGAGGUCAGGAGUCAGGGCACGUCGGAGGACUAGACGGAAGUGCGGGCGGUGUAAAUGCAGGGUGGGAAGCGCAGGAUGCCUUUGUCUUUACAACAGCAGUAUUACCUGUCCUCAGACUGAGAUGCUGGGAUGGGGGCUUGGGAGUUUGGGGCUGACUGCCCACCCCCCUCCAGAGGUCGGUCUCCCCAGGAAAUUCAAGGCCGGUUACUGUUUCCUAGGAGUUCUUCCACCUCAACCUCUAUUUUUUAACAAAUAAAAUCAAGUUUAUAUUAUCAGUAAAAGAAGCCUUGAAGGGACUUUUUUUUUUUUUUUUUUUU